AUGUGCAGGUCACGCAGUUCCGUGCCGUUUAUCCCCCUGGUGCUGUUCCUGCUGCUGUUGGCGAUGCACUGCACCGGCGGGUGCCUCGCUGCCGCUCCCGCCCUGAGACACCGCUGCAACUUCGACGAGAUGAUGCGGAAGAACGGCCCGCCGACUGCGAUGGUGCGUGAGCUUCCGCGCAAGGGACAGGGCACGAUGCAGGCGUACACCGCCACCACAAAGGAAGAUGAAGGUGACUGGAAGCCCAUCCGCAUCAGGGCUUUCGUUGUUGCUGAGAACGACACCAGCGUAACCUGCAUAAAAGCGG
Molecule: messenger RNA, 307 nt
Organism: Trypanosoma rangeli
Lineage: Eukaryota; Euglenozoa; Kinetoplastea; Trypanosomatida; Trypanosomatidae
Product: surface protease GP63
Exons: 1
Source: RefSeq, a predicted model, not a curated record